This is a messenger RNA of Salvelinus namaycush (lake trout), 2124 nucleotides long. Its product is annotated as ral guanine nucleotide dissociation stimulator-like 1. The record is from RefSeq and is a predicted model, not a curated record. Gene Ontology annotation, cellular component: plasma membrane. Gene Ontology annotation, molecular function: guanyl-nucleotide exchange factor activity. Gene Ontology annotation, biological process: Ras protein signal transduction; positive regulation of GTPase activity. The transcript is spliced from 16 exons. Bases 1 to 2124 code for a protein of 707 amino acids. Lineage: Eukaryota; Metazoa; Chordata; Actinopteri; Salmoniformes; Salmonidae.
AUGGUCAACCCUCAGUCACGACUCAUGAGCCUCAGCUGUGGCAGCACUUUCUCUCCACAGAACCCAGUGCAGGAGUGGGGUGAGGAGUUUGAGGAGGGGGCGUUGUAUGGAAUCACCCUGCGUCGGGAGCCCGUCCAGAUACCAGCCAGCCCCACCGAGGCCCGGCCAUGCGUUGCCUUCGUCCAGUACCGGACCUGUAAGGUGCGCAGGCUGAAGGCAGCCACCCUGAACCGUCUAGUGAGCCACCUCCUGGACCCCUGCUGCCAGGAGCCCGACUACAGACGGAUCUUUCUGUCCACCUACCAGACCUUCACCACUACCAGUGCACUCAUUGAGCUGCUCUUCCAGGGGGACAAUGGGGCUUCAGACGUGUACAACAGUGAAUGUCACAGGAGGUGUCUGUUGCCCCUGAUCCAGACUUGGUUGGAGGAGUACAGUGAGGACUUCCGGGAUCCUCCUCAGCAUCCCUCCCUAAGGCUGCUGUUGGACCACCUGCACUACCUAUCCUCCUUCUGUUCACUGGCCCAGCGCUCUGAAACUCUGCUUAAGAAGUUCCAGAGAGAAGAAAUGGAUAAUGGUGGCCAUUCUGCCCAGGCUGAGGUUAAUCAGGAAAACGAGAGCUCAGGGGAGGAAGGCCUAGAAUGGUACAGCCCACUGGAUCAGGGUGACAUCAUGGACUUCUCAGUCACAGGCAUCGCAGAACAGCUCACCCGACUGGACGCUGGGCUGUUUAGGAAGGUGGUUCCCUACCAGUGUCUGGGCUGUGUGUGGUCCCAGAGAGACAAGAAGGAGAACCUGUCUGCUACCGUUAGCGCCACCAUUUCCCAGUUUAAUGCAGUCACCAACCGAGUCAUCACCUCCCUGCUCUGCCGGCCCACCUCCAGCCCCACUUCUGUCCGCAGGGCCUCCAGCCCAGCUCAGAGGGCCUGCGUCAUUGAGAAGUGGAUCAGAGUAGGACAGGAGUGUCGGCAGCUGAAGAAUUUCUCCUCUUUGAGGGCCAUCCUGUCUGCCCUUCAGUCCAAUGCUGUCUACAGGCUGAGGAAGACGUGGGCUGCUGUGUGUAGGGACAGCGUGGCCAUCUUUGAUAACCUCUGUGAAACCUUCCCUGAUGAGAACUGUGUGUUAAGCAACAGAGAGAUCAGUUUGGAGAGCACCUCCAGUGGGGUGGUUCCUUACCUGGGCACAUACCUGACUAUCCUCACAAUGCUGGACACUGCUCUACCAGAUACUGUGGAGGGGGACCUCAUAAACUUUGAAAAGAGGAGGAGGGAGUUUGAGAUUCUCUCUCAGAUCCGGCAGCUCCAAACCUCCUGCUCUCAGUACAACCUGCCCCAUCACACCAGGAUCACUGCCUGGUUGCAGGGCCAGAAGCUGCUCACUGACCAGGAGAGCUAUGAACUGUCCAGAAACCUGGAGCCUCCAAUAGACCUCUGCUCCCCAAGCGCCUGGAGCCACCGUUUGCUCAGCAAGAAACUGUCCUCACUCCUGAAAGUGAGUGAGGGAUCCAGCAGGAAAAACCAUGCAGACCAGAUCAGUGUGUCGUCUUCAGGGUCCAGUGGCUCUGAGAUGGAGGAUCUCUCCACCCCUCCCUCCACACUCAGACUGCAGUCUCUGUCCAGCUCCUGUCAAAAUGUGGCGGAGGCCUUACCCUCCUCCCCGGAUGGCUCCACUCCCUCCACUUGUUCCUCCAGUUCUCAGCCUGACCUCUCUGCUCCAGUGGCUGCCCACCCUAAACCCAUGCUGGCCUCUCAUCAUAAGCGCUCUGUGUCCAUGACCUCCCUCCCCCUCUACAACAGACAGGUGGCUGACUCCUGUAUAGUGAGGGUCAGUGUGGAGGCUGGCAACGGCAACAUGUACAAGAGCAUCCUGCUGACUGGUCAGGACAAAACUGCCCAGGUGAUCCAGAGGGCCCUGGAAAAACACAACCUGGAGCACCUGACCUGUCAAGACUUCACCCUCACACAGUUGAUAUCCCAGGAAAGAGAGUUACUCAUUCCGGACAAAGCUAACGUCUUCUACGCCAUGUGCACGUCGGUGAACUUUGACUUUGUUCUGCACCAGUGUCCAAAGGGUCAAAAGAAACCUCUGUGCGCUACUUCCAGCCUUGGACGUUAUUCAAAGUAG